Molecule: messenger RNA, 996 nt
Organism: Momordica charantia (bitter melon)
Lineage: Eukaryota; Viridiplantae; Streptophyta; Magnoliopsida; Cucurbitales; Cucurbitaceae
Product: E3 ubiquitin-protein ligase ATL41-like
Source: RefSeq, a predicted model, not a curated record
CUUCGCAAGUUUCUUAUUUCUGCCAACAAAAUUCUUCCCUUUCUUAAUCUUCUCUUUCACACUCACAAAAUCAGAAAUUCAAAUAAAAAAAAAACCCAUUAUAUUACCUUCAAAUUUCAAUUCUCUGAAAAACCCCCUCACAAAUUCAUCAUCUUCUCUCACGAAAAGCAGAGCCCAUGUCCUCCUCCUCCUCCGCCCAUCCGUCGUUCGACGGCGACUCUUUCUUCAUCCCCGUCCAACCCCACCCUCGCCGGAACGCUUACGGUUUAAACAACAAAAUCAUGCUCACCGCCAUCGUUUCCCUCUCUCUCGUCGUCGUUCUCGUCAUUGCCCUCCACAUUUACGCCAGAUACGCCCUCCGCCGCCAGGCGCGGCGGCGGAACCUCAUGCGCCGCCUCGGUAUUAUCGCCCUCAUGGACGCCCACGACCCGCCGCCGCCGCCGCGGCGGUCGGGCCUCGACCCGAUUGUCAUGGCGUCGCUGCCGGCGAUCGUUUUCAAGCUGCCGGAAAAUCAGGACCCGGCCGGCGCCGCCGUGGAGUGCGCCGUGUGUCUGAGCGCGGUGGAGGACGGCGAGACGGCGAGAAUUUUGCCGAAUUGUAAACAUAUUUUCCACUCGGAAUGUAUCGACAAGUGGUUCGGGUCGCAUUCGACCUGCCCAAUUUGCCGGACGGAGGCGGCGCCGCGGCCCCAGCCGGAACCCAGAGAAGCUCCGGCCGGUGGGUCGGUGCCGGCGGUGGAGGCCGUUAAUGGGUCGGGUUCGCGAUUGAGUUCGUUUAGACGGAUGCUUAGUAGAGAAAGGUCUUCGCGGACAAUUCAACGUUGCGUACAAGAAAAUAGAAACGACGACGUUCGAGACUUGGAGAGGCAGUAAAUAUUAAUGUAAAAUCUAUUAAUUUUUUUUCUUUCUCUUCUUCCUCACUUAAAAGUACUCUUGAUUUGUCACUAGAGUGUAAAAGAAAGAAUUGAAUUAAAUACAAAUAUUUACUGAUACUCAA